AUCUCGUUGCGUGAUUCAAAGUUUCCAAGACGUUUCUGGGACUCUUGAAAAUAUAUUGCAAGAGUUUUCUUAUUGAACGUCAGUUACAUUCUUCGCAAUGUCGUCGGUAUUGGAACAGCUGAUGGAGAUGGGCUUCACACAAGCUAGAGCGGAAAAGGCUUUAAAGUUUUCUGGCAACAAAGGAUUAGAGGAGGCCAUGGAAUGGAUUGUAGAGAAUGAUAGUGGUGAUGAGGAAAAAGAGGGGAUAAACGGAACCAGGGAAAAUGAGACAACGGACUUACCAUUAUCUUACAAAUGUGAUGAUUGCGAUAAGUGUCUCAGAAAUGAAGAUGAAGUUCAGGUGCAUAGUGCUCGUACAGGACACGUCAAUUAUUCACAGUGCUCAGAUGCAGUCUCAUCACUGACAGAAGAUGAACGUAGGGAACAAAUGAAGAAACUUCAGGAACUUCUGCGGGCCAAGAAAACCCAAAGAGAAGAACAAGAGAGACAUGAAGAGAUUGAGCGUGAAAAGAAAAGGCGUCAACAACACAAGACACUGAGUUCAGCUAAAGCGAAAUUCGAAGAAGAUGAAGUACGUCGUUUUGUCGAACAAAAAAAGCGUGAAAAAGAGGAGGAUCGAGCUUAUCUAGAGAAAUUGAAGGCUGAAAUUGCUCGAGAUCAAGAAGAAAAGCGUGCACGUACAGCUAGUGAAUUACCACUGAUAUCUCCGUCAAAUUCAACUUCUUUACCAACUGCAGUGCCGAAAACAAAUCCAACAAUUUGCCGUCUACACAUUCGUUUACCAUCUGGUCAGUCAAUCAAAGGAGAAUUCGGUGUCAAUGAACCCUUAAGUGCCGUUAUGUUAUAUGUUAGUCAAAAUUGGCCUAAUUCUUCAACUUUUAUUGACCCACAAUCUAUUCAGCUGAUGACUAGUUUUCCUAAACAAGAAUUUACUAGUGAAGAUAGAAAUAGAUCUCUUCUGGAUUUAGGUGAGUUUAAACACUUUUAAUACUCUUCUGUCUUUCAUUCACAAAUAACAUAAAAUAAUUAUAAUGACUACUACACAGAUAGAUAGUGGCAUUCAUGUUUAACCAUAUAAACAAAUUGUAUUUUGAUUUUUGAGUUAUAAAGACUUAAUAUUUCUCAUUAUGGAAUUGAUCGAUUCUUGUCAGGAAAUUUCUUCUUGAAAUACUAAACCUGAUACCAACUGCAGCAUGCAGAUUAUAUUACUGACCACUACCUUAUAACGAAAUAUACAUUCAUGAAAUAGUUAAAAACUAAAUCUAAUCAUGAACCCUUUUGGAUUAUAGUCAAACUAGACGUAUCUAAUGGACCUAAUAAAGAUUUAUCAUUGGAAUGAUUUACUAAAAAUUCAAAUGUAUUGAGCUAUAGCUUAUAAAAUUUUCACUUUAAUGUAACCUUUAUGUUGGUGAGUUUCUGGAAAUCAAAGAAAUCAAGAAGACAACAUUGAGGAUUAUCGUUAAAUUUUUUAACCUGGGCAAAAUUUAAUUACAUAUGAAAAUUAUAUUUGAAAUAUUCUCAGCCAUUGAAAUUUAACUAAUUCCAACGUUUCGUCCAGCUAACUUGUCUGGACUUCUUCAGGGUAAUA
Messenger RNA from Schistosoma bovis, 1588 nucleotides. The record is from the annotation of a GenBank genome assembly. Lineage: Eukaryota; Metazoa; Platyhelminthes; Trematoda; Strigeidida; Schistosomatidae.